Molecule: messenger RNA, 2840 nt
Organism: Spodoptera littoralis (African cotton leafworm)
Lineage: Eukaryota; Metazoa; Arthropoda; Insecta; Lepidoptera; Noctuidae
Source: the annotation of a GenBank genome assembly
AUGAAAAGAUUGAUGACUGUUGAUGAAGCGAUAGAGGUCUCAGUAUGGGUUCUGACGGUAUACCUCGUGUUCCACGUGCCCCUCAUAGAGAUGAGGGUUGAUGACUUCGAGCAGCAGGCACUGGCUCAGGCCAGAGAGCAACCACCAGUGUCGACGGAAAAGCCGGAGCCAAUCAAUCAGCACCUGAAGCUAAGCAAGUGCUUCCACAUGCCUCGCUCCAAGUGCCCAGCAGAACCGAACUGCACCAAGGUCGGCUCCAUGUCAGUCUUCUGUUGUGACCUGGACAGCGCCCGGCUGAAGGAGGCACUGGCUUCUUCUAUUACUCAGAACACGACGUAUCUUCACGUGCUGAACGCCACCAUUGAUGAACUGGACGUCUCCCAGGCUAUGUUCCGGAGACUCACUUCCAUGGCCUUCACUGACGGAAACAUCGACAAAAUUGUUGGACAAUUUCCAAAACACUCCUCAGUAGCGUGUCUGAACAUCUCGAACAACAACCUGACGAGUGCCAAGCUCCAGCCUGCCAUCCAGAGGCCGUAUGCCUAUCUCUUCAACCUGAGCGUCCUGGACGCGUCAGCCAAUAACCUCACUGAGUUCCCACUGAGCUUGGUGCACAGUAAUCGAAAGAUUUCUGUAGAUUUAUCAGGUAACAGGUAUCUCCCCUGCAAGAACUUCAUGAAGGCGAUGGAAGAGAGCAACUCCUCGUUAGUGACCUUCCUCAACUACCGGGACACGUACUGCGCCCUGGACAUCAGCUUCAACUGGUUCAAAGAUGUCAGAGUAGUGCAGAUUGACCAUUUGAGGAUACAGAAAGAGCUUAACGAAAGCUGUCGCAAUAUAAAGCCGGCGAAUAUCAACUGCACCUGCAUUCCCGAGCGGCUGGAGUUCUCUGGUGAUGUGAUCACCAACCUGGUGGCCGUGGACUGUUCCCAGCGUAACCUGACCUCCUUGCCGACUAACUUGCCACACAACACCGUCAAGCUAAAUGUAUCUUACAACAACAUCACCUCGCUGCAGACAGUGGCAGACGACUCCACGUACGAGCACCUGCGGCAGCUGAUACUGGAUCACAAUGAUAUACCGCAUAUCCUCGAGUUGGAGGGCACCAAGUUUAUUGACAACUUCAUGUUGUUCUCUAUCGCUUAUAAUAAGUUGAAAACUAUACAUACAUACGUGCUGUCGAAUCGUUUCUAUAAGACGGGGCUGGCGCUGCUGAUAGCCGGCAACUACAUAAACUGUGACUGUAACACUGAGAAAACAUUAAAGCCGUGGCUACUAGAAAACUUUAAGAACAUCCCCGACUACAAGUUGUUGCUGUGUGACGACAAGGUUCCUGUGAUUGAUUUGGUGGAGUCACAAGUCUGUCACACGCCUCGCGACUGGACUGACUACAUAUACUACAUCAUAGGCCUGGAAGUGCUUAUCCUGGUGCUACUCAUCAGUAAAGUGUCCUACGAUUACUGGGUGUUCAAAACUGCUGGGUAUCUACCCUGGCCAGCGAACAAAAUGCCGAGAUUGCCAUGCGAUUGGUUAUGCGAGUAAGUUGCUGGUUGAUUAGCAACCAUCAGCUUUGGUUGGCUUUGGUUGAUUGGCAACCAAUAACGCCAAACCAAUGCUUUUAUGUGUUCGGGAAAUCUUGAUUAAUCUUCUAGAAAAGUGAUUGGGUUUGAUUACGAAUGACUUAUUAAUAAUCCUUUAUGAAAGUAGGAUAUAAUUGUGGGGAUUUUAUUAUGAAAGUGGAGGGGUAAUAAUGGGUAAAGUGGAAUUCCGAAUCCCUUGGACACCCGUAUGAAGCUAUGGUUAUUUUAGUGUUGUGCCAGAGAAAAUACGGACGAUUUUUAUAUUGGUUGCAAACCAAAUUGUUGGGACAAUUUUGGUUUUUUAUGCUUUGUAUAUGUGUUGUUGUCGUUGUAAUGUAAUCUGUAAUGUAAUGGGUUGCUAAUGCUGCCGAAACCAGGAGGUUUCUAAUAUGUCUGUAAAUGUUAUUUGUUAAGCUUCUUAUUUACUCUUGGUCUCUGUAAAUACUUAUUAUGAAUUUUGAAAUAAGUUACGAUGGUUAUUUUUAUAGUUUAUUUUUUAAAUUUAAAAGUGCUGUUUGUGUAAUUUGAAUAUACACCUUAGAUCUCUGUUGAUCAGCUCUAUGUAUAAUUCUAUACAUGCGAUGUUUUAUGUAAAUUUUGAUUGUGUUUUUUUGUAUAAAUAACUUGCCAAUUUCGUGAAGAAUCUCUCUGUUGUCUCGAUUGAAGUUUUCAUGGCAAUCAAAAUAAUGGUUUGAAUAAAAUGUCGGGUUCAAACUUAUGCACAAUGUAGUAGAUGUUCUCAUGACUUACAACACACGGUUUUCAAUUUUAUUUCCAAGAUUAUUUAACAAAGUAUUCAAGAACAUAGCGCUUUCCGUUUUAUAAGGCCGGCAACGCACCCGUGACUCCUCUGUUGUUGCGGGUGUCCAUGGGCGGCGCUGAUCGCUUACCAUCAGGUGAUCCGUCUGCUCAUUUGCCUCCUAUUACAUAAAAAAAGAGUUGAAAACUCUGAGUUUAUAGUGUAGUACAUAAGUAAAUAGUGUAACAAUGAUUUGAUAUAUUUGUGUAAGUUUGUCCACUGCCUUACCAUAUUAUGGUAAUAGGACCGUGUACUAUACCAUGCUAUGGUGUGAACCACUCGAUAACAAAAGAAGACUGACUCUAGUUCGAAUAUUUAACCUUGCCAAAACAAUAUGAGAGCCAUUAUUUUGAUUGUCCCACAAAAUCCAAUUACCAAACUCAUGUUUCUUAUUCUUGAAGAGUCGUUAUUAAAAUAAAGAAAAUUAGGAAAAAGGAUAUCUAUUUGUGCUACUUAUUUCU